AUGGUCAAAGUUGCUCUCGCAGGAGGCACAGGCGGUUUGGGCCGUGAAGUUAUUGAUGCUCUACUUGCCAAGGACAAACACGAUAUCAUCGUCCUAACGCGUCAGGACCCAACGCAAGUAGCUUUGCCGAACGGUGUACAGACCAUUCAACUAGACUAUAAUGAGAAAGGUCAGAUCGUUGACGCACUCCAAGGCGUUGAAACAGUGUUUUCCUUCAUUAUCACUGGAAAGGACCCUGGGAAUGUCGCGCAAAAGAACCUGAUUGAUGCUUGUGUUGAAGCCAAGGUCAGACGAUUUGCACCUAGCGAGUGGGUAGGGGUGUCAUCAACAGGAACUCCAUGGUAUGCAGGGAAAGCAGCUGUCUCAGCAUAUCUACAGGAGCUCAAUACUGAGAAAAAGGCAGGCUCCACUAUAGUUAUCGAGUACUGCCGAUUCAUGCCGGGCCUUGCUCUAGACUACCUCGCAUACCCGAAGCAGACCUGCAAACACUUCCCAAACCUUGGGAUGCAAGUGGAUUUCUUCAAUUGUCGUGCGAUUUUGCUUAAGGAGGAUAAUCCUGGCCGCUUCGGCCUGACUGCGGUGAAAGACAUCGCCGCUGUCGCAGCUGAAGCAGUAGACUAUCCCGGAGAGUGGCCUGUAGAGGGUGGCAUGCACUCCGCCAUGUUGUCUGCCCCUGAGCUCGUUGAGAUCGGGGAAAAGCUUAGAGGCAAGAAAUUCGACAUUGAGUACAUCACACUGUCGCAGGCGCGAACUGGUCGGCUUCCGACUUCUUGGGUCGCUGACUUCAAUCACGCUGCUAUACCGGAGCAACUUAGAGAGUCUUGGAGCCGGACAUUCAACGCAAAAAUAAUGUACUCUGUCUACUUAGGUGGUUACGCUGUUUCGGACACGUGGAAUCGUCUUUUGCCAGAUUUUCAUUUUACUACUCUAGAGGAGUUUUUAUCUAAGUACUAUUAA
Molecule: messenger RNA, 957 nt
Organism: Bipolaris maydis ATCC 48331
Lineage: Eukaryota; Fungi; Ascomycota; Dothideomycetes; Pleosporales; Pleosporaceae
Source: RefSeq, a predicted model, not a curated record